CGGGCGGUGGUUUGGCUGGGCCCCCUCUUCGGCGCAUCCAUCAGAACGAGUUCCCCAGUCCAGAGGCCACUCCUGCUCAAGAGGCCGCUCCCCCUGCGAGCUCUCGCGGGCGCCCCGCAGCGCCACCCGAUGGCGCCCGGCCUCCUGACCCGCCUCGCCGUCUGCGCGGCGGCGGCGGCCGCCGCGGCCGCGGACGCCGGGGCAGAAAGGUGCUCGGGCGUGGCCGGCGGGGAGGAGUGCGGCGCGGUGGCCGAGGCCGCGCUGGCCGAGGCGGGCUCUCUGGCGCACGUGGGGCUGCUGCAGCACGCGCACUCCGUGGAGGUCACGGGCGCGAGGAGCGGCGUCUCCGAGCGGUCGGCCCUGGCGCGGGCGGUGGUGCCGCUGCCGGAGAAAGUGGCGUGGUUCCACGUGCCGAAGGCAGGCAGCUCGUUCGCGCUGACCCUGCUGGAUUUGCCGCAGUUGUGCGGCGAAAGCGCUGGGGCGCUUGGAUGGGCGGUGAGCACGCUUGCGGUCGAGUCCAUGUGCACUGGGAUCUGGACUCCACCGUGGUGCGGUGGCACCGACAUGCUGUGGAACCAGUGCGCAGAGCAGGGCUUCUUCGGGCUUCUGCCUGACCUGGGCAGGAGCGUGAUGGGGUUCUUCCGCCAGCCAGAGCAGAGGCUGCUGUCCGACUACAAUUAUCUUUGCCCCGAAGGCUCCCAGGUCGAGAACUGCGACAACAAGCUUGCGUUUUUCCAGGAGCACCAGGCGUGCGCCACCAAGAUGCUGACCAGCACGGAGUCCGUCAACGGCCAUUGCAUGAACAUCCCCGAGCCGACGGCUGCCCAGGUUGCACUGGCUGAGAAGUACGUUGCACAGUCAUUCGCGUUCAUCGGGAUUACGGAGGAGUGGGAUCUCUCGAUGUGCCUCUUCAACGCUAAGUUCGGCACACCGUGCAACACAAGGCAGUUUUUGAACGAAGGCCACGGAAACAGCACUGGCACGACCAACACGUGGUACGACACGGAUGAUUUAGACGGCUUCGUGGAUAAGUACGACGACGUGUUGUACGACCACGCACGUCAGAUUUUCUCAAAAGAGUUGGUGGAGUUCGGAGUGACUGCGGAGUCUUGUGCGAGUGAGAUUGCCACUUGCGGAGUAUCCACAGCUGCCAGACGAUCGCAGGGGAUGACCGGGAGUCAGAAUUGAGCACGCCAGGGAGUUGCAUCGGAACACUUCUUGCGCAACAGCGAAACCGCGAACUCGUUUGAUUUUUCCGCCAUCUCCUCGGAGUGUGCUGUGUGUUGCGCGGCCGACUCGCAGCCGCAUGAAGCAUAGUGUGAGAUGCGUUGGUCACAUAGAAGAUGGCCUCCCUGUCAUGCCCC
This is a messenger RNA of Prorocentrum cordatum, 1364 nucleotides long. The record is from the annotation of a GenBank genome assembly. Lineage: Eukaryota; Dinophyceae; Prorocentrales; Prorocentraceae.